UACUUAAGUACAUUUUUGUUUUUUUUUUAGUAAACAAUUCCAAACAAAUUCGCAGAAACCUAUCCUGGGGGAGGAGCAAAGGUCUGUUCAUUAUAGCAGGCCUGAAACUUUCCUUCAGAUGAAUCUGUGCUGGUUAACUGAAUCAGUCAUGGAGCUGCUGCUGCCGAUACUUCUUGGCUUUCUUGCUUGUCUGGUCGGAGGGCUGUACCUUCUCGGAGUGUUCAGACAGCAGCGACCAGGAGAACCCCCCCUCGAUAAAGGGCUCAUUCCUUGGUUGGGUCAUGUCUUAGAGUUUCGCAGGAACACCUUGAAGUUCCUAGAGAGAAUAAAGAAGAAGCACGGUGAUAUAUUUACAGUACAGCUGGGAGGGUUUUAUAUUACAUUUGUCCAGGACCCUUUUUCAUUUGGGGGGUUCAUUAAGGAGAGUCGGGACAAACUGGACGCUCGAAAGGUUGCUCUGCAUCUGGCGCACAGAGUGUUUGGAUAUAAAGCUGUUGAAGGGUGGCACGGUAUUCUCCGCAUUACCAGCAACAAGCACCUGAAGGGGGAAAGUCUGCAAGAACUGACCCAGUCUUUUAUGAGUAAUUUGCAGAACAUGUUGUUGCACAACAUUGGAUCAGCUGCAGAGGACAGGACCUGGAAAGAAGAUGGACUGUUCAGGUACAGCUACAAUGUUGUUUUCAGAGCUGGAUAUUUGGCCUUGUUUGGCAAUGUGCCACCCAAGUCAGAACAAAGUGAGGAGAAAGCCAAAGAGAAAGACAGAGCUGAAUCAGAAGCUUUGUUUCAGGAGUUUCGUAAAUAUGACCAGCUCUUCCCCAGACUGGCGUAUGGGGUCCUCCCACCGAUGGAAAAGUUGGCUGCAGAGAGGUUGAAGGCAUACUUCUGGGAUGUUCUGUCAAUACUGAAAAUGAAAACCAAGGAUAAUAUCAGUGGCUGGGUGUGGGACAUACAGCAGGGUAAAGAGGAGAUGGGCAUCGAUAUGUCAAUGAUAAACAGAUACAUGUUUGUGCUUCUUUGGGCCUCUCAGAGCAACACAGGGCCUUCUUCAUUCUGGCUGCUCUUCUUCCUCAUGAAACACCCAGAAGCCAUGAAAGCAGUGAAGGAAGAAGUGGAUAAAGUUCUGAAAGAAUCUGGACAGGAGGUCCGGCCCGGUGGUCCUAUGGUCAACCUGACCUGUGAAAUGCUGUUGAAAACACCGAUCCUGGACAGUGCUGUCGAAGAGAACCUCCGACUCACUGCUGCACCCCUCCUCACCAGGGCAGUGAUAAAGGACAUGACCUUCAAGAUGGCUGAUGGGCGAGAAUAUUUACUUCGCAAGGGUGACAGAAUUGCAAUCUUUCCUUUCAGUUCUGUCCACCAUGACCCAGAGAUCCAUCCUGAGCCGCACUCAUUCAAAUAUGACCGCUUCCUGAAUCCAGACGGGACCAAGAAAACUGAUUUUUACAAAGCAGGAAAGAAGGUAAAAUAUUACACCAUGCCCUGGGGAUCCGGGGUCUCCAUGUGCCCUGGCCGUUUCUUUGCCACCAAUGAGCUGAAACAGUUUGUUUUCCUCAUGUUGGUCUAUUUUGAACUUGAGCUGAUGAAUCCGGAUGAGAAGAUUCCUGAAACUGACCUCAGUCGAUACGGAUUUGGAACGAUGCAACCUGUCAGAGAUGUCCAGUUCAGAUACAGACUCAGAUAUUAAGCCAAUCAGAUAAAAACAAAAGUCUUAUCUUUAAACACCU
Molecule: messenger RNA, 1724 nt
Organism: Pundamilia nyererei
Lineage: Eukaryota; Metazoa; Chordata; Actinopteri; Cichliformes; Cichlidae
Product: 5-beta-cholestane-3-alpha,7-alpha-diol 12-alpha-hydroxylase
Exons: 1
Coding region: 119-1684 (521 amino acids)
Molecular function (GO): sterol 12-alpha-hydroxylase activity; heme binding; iron ion binding
Source: RefSeq, a predicted model, not a curated record